AUGAUUAGCACUGCACUACUUUACUGUUUGUUACAUUUUAAUCAAAUUUAUGGCCGAAAUGUUUCUCUAAGUCCAUUUCGAGCUUCUGAUCAAGAAAUAAUUCCAAGUGAUAAUCAAGGCCCUUAUUAUGCACAGCCUGAACAAAUCGCUCUUAGCUAUGCAGGUAAUGUAUCAUCGAUGUGGGUUACAUGGCUUACCUUUAAUAACACCUUUUCAUCCAUUGUUGAAUUUGGUGUAGGAAAAUUUCAAUGGUCUGUAAAAGGCUAUUCUACACUUUUCAUUGAUGGUGGUGUACAAAAAACUAAACGAUAUAUUCAUCGAGUUUUACUAUUAAAUUUGAUACCUGGAACCACUUACCUAUAUCAUGUUGGCUCGGAAUAUGGUUGGAGUUCAAUUUAUCAAUUCAAAGCUUUACAAAAACGAGAAAAUGGUGGAUUUAUUUUUGCAGUUUAUGGUGAUCUUGGAAGUGUUAAUGCGCGAUCACUUGGAAAAAUACAACAACAAGCACAGCGGUCACUUAUUGAUGUUGUUUUACACAUUGGAGACAUAGCCUACAAUUUAGAUACUGAUGAUGGUAAAUUUGGUGAUCAGUUUGGUAGGCAAAUCGAACCUAUAGCAGCUUAUGUACCGUAUAUGACAGUAGUUGGUAACCAUGAACAAGCUUACAACUUUUCACACUAUGUUAAUCGAUACACUAUGCCAAACAGUAAUCACAAUUUUUUUUACAGUUUUGAUUUGGGUUUGGCUCACUUUAUUGUUAUCUCAACGGAGUUUUAUUAUUUCACCGCUGAAUAUGGUUCCAUACAAUUAGAAAACCAAUGGAAAUGGUUGAUCGAAGAUUUAAAGCUUGCGCACUUAAAUCGAGCCAAAUAUCCUUGGAUUAUAACCAUGGGUCAUCGGCCAAUGUACUGUUCGAACUAUGAUACAGAAGACUGCACUCAAUAUGAAUCACGGAUUCGAUCAGGUAUGCCUCAAACACAUGCUUAUGGAUUAGAAAAAUUAUUUUACACAUUCGGAGUUGACUUAGAAAUUUGGGCUCACGAGCAUUCUUAUGAACGUAUGUGGCCUUUAUAUAAUCGUACUGUUUAUAACGGUACCAAAGAUCCAUAUGUUGAUCCACCUGCACCAGUGCACAUAAUUUCAGGAUCAGCUGGAUGUCAAGAAUAUACAGAUCCAUUUGUUACAAAUGUUCCACCUUGGAGUGCAUACCAUUCAUCUAAUUAUGGUUUUGGUCGUUUGCAUAUUCAUAAUUUCACGCACCUCUAUUACGAGCAAGUGUCUGCAGCGAAAGAAGAAGUAGAAGAUUACUUUUGGUUGAUAAAAUAUCGUCAUGGGCCAUUUUUGAGUAGCCAUCGUAAGCAGCUGAAGAAAUUCGGUCAAUUUGUACCUUACAAUUACUGCAAUCAUAAAUUAGAAUGUACAGUUAAUAAACAGUAA
Messenger RNA from Thelazia callipaeda (thelaziosis nematode), 1437 nucleotides. NCBI's taxonomy places the organism in Eukaryota, Metazoa, Nematoda, Chromadorea, Rhabditida, Thelaziidae. The record is from the annotation of a GenBank genome assembly.